UCCUAGCUAAACGAACAUUGCAUUUACUUACGUUCCUCAGAUGAAAUGAAAAGACUUACUAGAUAACUAUCGGUGGUGGUGCUAGGAAGGAAAUGCAAGGAGAAAAUUUCACUGUUUGGAGCCUUUUUUUCCUGGAGGGAUUUUCCCGGUACCCAAGGUUAGAGAUUGUUCUGUUUGUCUUCAGCCUUGUAAUGUAUUUGGUUACCCUCCUGGGUAAUAGUACUCUUAUUUUAAUCACUGUCCUGGAUUCGCGCCUUCAAACCCCCAUGUACUUGUUUCUUGGAAACCUCUCUUUCAUGGAUAUCUGUUACACAUCUGCUUCCAUUCCCACUUUGCUUGUGAACUUGCUGUCAUCCAAGAAAACCAUUAUCUUUUCUGGGUGUGUGGUGCAGAUGUACCUAUCCCUUUCCAUGGGAUCCACGGAGUGCAUACUUUUGGCUGUGAUGGCCUAUGACCGUUAUGUGGCCAUCUGCAACCCGCUGAGGUACCCCAUCAUCAUGAACAGGCAAGUCUGUGUGCAGAUGGCCACCGUCUCCUGGGUGACAGGCUGUCUCACUGCCCUGCUGGAAACUAGUUUUGCCCUGCAGAUUCCCCUCUGUGGAAAUGUCAUCGAUCACUUCACAUGUGAAAUUCUGGCGGUGCUAAAAUUAGCUUGCAUGAGCUCACUACUCAUGGACAUGGUUAUGCUGGUGGUCAGUAUUCUCCUUCUGCCCAUUCCAAUGCUCUUGAUUUGCAUCUCUUAUGGCUUCAUCCUUUCUACGAUUCUGAGAAUCAGUUCAACAGAGGGAAGAAACAAGGCUUUUUCAACUUGUGGUGCACACUUGACUGUGGUGAUCUUAUAUUAUGGAGCUGCUCUCUCCAUGUACCUGAAGCCUUCUUCAUCAAACUCACAAGAAAUAGACAAGAUCAUCUCAUUGCUUUAUGGAGUGCUUACCCCUAUGUUGAACCCAAUAAUUUACAGCUUAAGAAACAAAGAAGUAAAAGAUGCUGUGAAAAAACUGCUGGGCAAGGUGCCAUUGGUACCAAGUGUGUGACUCUCCCAAGGAUUUGCCAUUGGCAGAACUCAGCAGAGAAAUUCUAAACACCAUUCAGCCCUUUUGGAUUCUGACCUGAAUAUUAGCUCUGAAAAUUCACAGUCAUGAGGUAUUUGUACACAGAGUAAUUUAUUAUGGAUGUAGUAGGUCCCAAUGUUCACCUACUAAUAUUUCUUGUCUUUGGUGCCUCAUAGUUGGGAGGGCAUCAAUUCAGUCACUGAACAUUUGCUGCAAAAGCAAACUUAGAUAAAUGUAGUCAGUGAAUCUUAGUGCCAGAAGAAAUAUCUUCUUUGUUCCAAUCACUUGUAGAAUGGGGUAGGAGCCUAAAGAUAUAAACCAAACAACUAAAGGAAUAAUAAAGAUGUUGGCUUGAUUUUGAAAGCAAGGAAAUGAAAUUAAAGGAAAAUGAAAAGACUUGGUCAACACUGCACUGUGCAAACUUUGAUGACAGUCCCCCUGUGACUUCUUGGGCAGCGCUUAUUCUGCUCCGUGGUGGUAGCUUCUUUAGUGCUCAUUAAAACCCCAUCUUCCCGAGGAAGGAUCUAAUAAGGCCCGCUUCAUACCUGCCUGCCAACUUUGCUUUUUCUAGGCAAACCUGUCCCUGUGAAAUUAUACUUUCUGUGUAUUAAAUCUGUUCAUUCAUUCAUUGUAUUUUUCUUCAUUGGAUGACUGACUUCACAAUGGCUAUCAUGGAAACUUUUGUUCUAGAAACAACAUUUUUUUUCCAUAGACACCUCAGCCAUCCCAGUCUAAUUGUACAAACACUCCCUGCUACUUUCAAUGGCAUUUUUUGAGGUGAAAUUUUAGAGCAGGCUUUCACUAGACUGGUAUUAAAUUUGCCUUUAGAAUAACUGAAUUGUCUGUUCUCGAACUUGUUACAAUUGUGCUAAAUAUAAACAAUAAUGGAGACAGAGACAGAUGAAAUCUUAACUGAAAGCAUGACACUGAAGAGAACCUGGAAACACAGAGGUGGAGCAGCCCCAUGUGAUAUAUCUGCUUUGCUACAAGGAGGUGAGCACAUUGACAUGGGACCAAAUCUUCUGACUGGCAUAUGACCAGAAGAGGACAGACAGGCAUCGCAAGUGUCAGAAGAGGAACAUGGGAGAGACUGGGCAGCUAGCUCUUCAGCAGAGCUCCGCUAAGGCAAUAGUGAUCCAGCUGCA
Messenger RNA from Peromyscus californicus insignis, 2197 nucleotides. RefSeq names its product olfactory receptor 2K2. Lineage: Eukaryota; Metazoa; Chordata; Mammalia; Rodentia; Cricetidae. Gene Ontology annotation, cellular component: membrane. The transcript has a single exon. The record is from RefSeq and is a predicted model, not a curated record. The coding region runs from base 93 to 1034 and encodes 313 amino acids. Gene Ontology annotation, molecular function: olfactory receptor activity; G protein-coupled receptor activity. Gene Ontology annotation, biological process: G protein-coupled receptor signaling pathway.